Messenger RNA from Psylliodes chrysocephalus, 813 nucleotides. The record is from the annotation of a GenBank genome assembly. Lineage: Eukaryota; Metazoa; Arthropoda; Insecta; Coleoptera; Chrysomelidae.
AUGAAUAAAAUUAGCGGCUUAAAAAACUCUUUUAGUGCUUUUUCGCUAGAAGAAAAACUACAAAUUAAAGAAUUAGGCCGGCCAAUUCUCGAUUUAAAAAUUGAAAAACAAAGUGGAAGUGACAAGACUUGGUCAAAAAAAGGCACAGACGAUCUUGUCCAUAUAUGGGAUAAAAUAAAAUCCCAAGUACAUAUGAAUAAUGUUUUAGCUUGUCCAUGCUUGUUAGCUUUAAGGGGUCACGAUGAGAAAGAUAAUUCGGAAAAUAGAGGCAUAUUUAAGGAGCUGGUGAAUUUUAGCGCCGAAUUAGACAACGACUUAAAGGUUCAUAUUCAAAAUUCAAAAGCUUUCAAAGGUACCACGAAAACAAUCCAAAAUGAACUUCUUGAGUGCGUGUUAGAUGUUUAUCACGAAGAAGUUAGGAAAGAAAUAGAAAAUUCUUCUUUUGUUGCAGUGAUUGCCGUUGAAACGACGGAGGUUGCUUUUAAGUAUUUAAUAAUGCCUCAAGUGGUAAUUAUUUUUAACCAAUUACAAAAAGUAUGCACAGAUUUUGUUAAGGUCAAGAAAGAUUUGGAGAAUUUCGAAGAAGCAAUUCAAGGUAUACGGGAGCAAAUGAACAGCAUUAUUGACAAUAUUCAAGGAGAAAUAAACACGUCGAAAAGAGAAACUGGUGAACCAAUAAGAAAAAAGGCACGAAUUGAAGAAAACAGUAAAAAACGCGAAGCCUUAGAAAUAUGCGAUGCCGAAACUCUUAAACUUUUAGGUAUUUUAAUAACAAUACCUAUGUCAACAUCUGAAGCAGAGCGUUGUUUUUAA